AUGUGUCAGGUGGUCGAUGAUAUUGACUGCCACGUGACGUCGUCGUUUCGCAUGAGUCAUCCAUUCUCCCAUCCGAAUCUCAUCCAUUCUCCCAUCCGCAUCUCAUCCAUUCUCCCAUCCGCAUCUCCUCUUGUUAUCAUCCUCCCGAUUUCCCUUCCCCUUCUCCUCCCGUCCGCUCAUCCUCAUCUCCUCCCGCCCUUCCGCAUCUCCCCACGUCCUCCCCUCAUCAUUUUCUCCCGUUUCCCCUUCCCCUACUCCCGUCCUCUCAUCCUCAUCUCAUCCCAUUCUCCCUGUCUCAACUCCUCCCGUCCGCCCAUCCUCAUCUCCUCCCCUUCUAACUUCCGCCCAUACUCUCGUCCCCCCUGCUCACUCUCGUCCCCCCUGCUCACUCUCGUCCCCCCUGCUCACUCUCGUCCCCCCUGCUCACUCUCGUCCCCCCUGCUCACUCUCGUCCCCCCUGCUCACUCUCGUCCCCCCUGCUCACUCUCGUCCCCCCUGCUCACUCUCGUCCCCCCUGCUCACUCUCGUCCCCCCUGCUCACUCUCGUCCCCCCUGCUCACUCUCGUCCCCCCUGCUCACUCUCGUCCCCCCUGCUCACUCUCGUCCCCCCUGCUCGCUCCCUUCCCCCUUGCUCACUCUCUUUCCCCCUGA
Molecule: messenger RNA, 651 nt
Organism: Closterium sp. Yama58-4
Lineage: Eukaryota; Viridiplantae; Streptophyta; Zygnematophyceae; Desmidiales; Closteriaceae
Source: the annotation of a GenBank genome assembly